Molecule: messenger RNA, 4510 nt
Organism: Diprion similis
Lineage: Eukaryota; Metazoa; Arthropoda; Insecta; Hymenoptera; Diprionidae
Product: zinc finger matrin-type protein CG9776-like
Exons: 9
Coding region: 221-3730 (1169 amino acids)
Biological process (GO): positive regulation of DNA-templated transcription; negative regulation of DNA-templated transcription
Cellular component (GO): nucleoplasm
Molecular function (GO): zinc ion binding; nucleic acid binding
Source: RefSeq, a predicted model, not a curated record
CCGUACGCAUACGCCGCAUACUUUACGUAUUUGCAGCAUUUGCGCAAGCUUGUGAACCUGACAAAGUGUCCGCUUGUUACUUUGGCUGGGAAACGAAGGCAUGGUAUUAAAAAUUGUACUGCAAUUGAUUCAACGAUAACAAUUUCAGUGAAAUAAUUCAGUGACAAGCUCACGCGUAACUGAAUAUUGAAGCCAGAAAUAGUUGAACAACUUGGUCGCUAUGGAUCAAGAUUCUAGGCGAAAAGGGCCUAGAAGUCCUAGUCCGGAAUCGGACGACUCUCACAGGAGAAGGUCCCGAAAAUAUGAUCGGUCUCCGUCUCCGAGAAGAUCUAGAUAUCGCAGGUCUAGAUCGAGGGACAGACGAUCUCGUUCCAGUUCCAGGGACAGAAGGCGUAAGGAAACCAGCCGCAAUCAAGACUGGAAACAACCGACUACGCAAACGGCACCUCAAGGGCCCCCGCCAGCUGUGGCUUCCUCCAAUUAUCAGGCUCCCAUUCACAACCAAUAUCAGGGGCCACCACCACCGAACACUGGCCAGCCGCCUCCGUCAUUGGCUGCAUACAACCAGGGAUACAACUAUAAUUACAACUAUAACCAAACCUAUGAUUAUAGCUAUCAGCAGCCGGCAAGUUAUCGUAGUGACUACACAACUUCUGGAUGGCAAGGAACCCAAGUACCCUACAACAGUCAACAGCCACCUCCUCCACCUAAUUUAAAUACGCAAACCGAACCACCCAGACCUGUGGAACCUGCGCCUCCGGGAUUAGCAGCAGUUCUUCCAAGACCCGAGGAUGCUAAAAAAGAAGCAGCAAUCGCGGCUGAAGUCAAGCAACAAAAAGCUACAUUGAGCAAACAACGAGAGGAAUACAUUAAGAAAUCUAGCACACUUCAACGUGAAUUGGAGAUCUUACGUCAACAGUGUGAUGAAAUAAGCAAAGAUGGUGGCAGAGACAACAAUCGGAUUUUGAAGGAGAAUCAAAAGCUCCAGAUUGAGAUUCAGAACAAGAUGAAAUCUAUACACAAUGUGAUAGAUAUGCUGACUGGAAUCAUCGGUGAUAAGGCAACAGUCGAUGAUCUGAAGGUGAAAUUCAAGAUGGAAUCUAAUAAAAACUUGAAAAGUCCUAAAGACGAGUUCCCUAAAGGGAAAUCCGAAUCCCCAGACAGAGGCUCUGUAUCAGACUCAGACAAGGAAUCUAAAAUAGACAGAGAGCGAGAGAGAGACAAAAAGUCACCCGAAGAUACAAAACCAAUGUAUAAUUUUGUACAUUAUGAUCCUGAAAUGCAUUGGUGUAAAGUGUGCGACAUCUUUCCAAAAACUGCCAAGGAGUAUUUAAAUCACCUUCAUAGCAAUGAGCACAAAGAGGCUUGCGUGGAACGCAAGAUAGUUGACAUGCCGUGGCAUAAAGCCAACGGCGAGGGAACGGAAAAAGAAGUACCAUAUUAUCCCGGACUUCCAACAAAACGAACACCGAUCAAGGGUCUACAGUUUUUCAUCUCGGCUACAGCGUGGUAUUGCAAACUCUGCGAUUCGUGGAUCGGUGAUCUGCAUUGUGCCAGUCUACACUUGAAGUCGAAAAGGCAUUCAGAGAAUUUUUCUCGUUUUGUGGAACAAAAUCCUCACUGGGAGACUGACUGGAUGGCGGAUCGUGAAAAAGCCUUUUCUGAAGAAAAGCACAAGCAAAUGCAAAUUGAGUUGUUGAAGCAAAAAGAGGACGAGCCUGUAGCCAAGCCGAAGAAAUCUAAAAAGAGCAAAAAGAAAAGUAAGAAAUCGAAAAAACGUCGAAACAAGAGUAGUGGGACUGACACAUCUUCAGAUUCAGAUGAGUCAUUUUCUGACUCCGAUCAGGAUAAAUCAAAAAGUAUAAGAGUUGCUAUGAGAAAUAAAAUGAAGGCUGCUACACAAGCGAUAUUGAAUGAGGAAAUUGAUUACCACGGAAUGAAAUUGAAAGGAUCCUGGGCCCAGGUUGCGCAACAAAUCAAGCAGCCAACUACCGAAGUACAGCAAGAAGCAGAUGAUCGACAGUUGUUAAACUCUAUAAGAGAUAAAUUGAAAGCUAAGCAGGAGGAAGAAAUUAAAGCGAUAGGUCGUCAAAGCCAAGAAAAACUGUCCUACGAAGAGAUUCACAGUCAGAAUCCUCCUUUCCCGAAGAAACCAGAUGAAGAUUUAGAAGCUUGGGGCCCUAAAGAACCACCGAAACCGUUUUGGAUAAAAAAAGAAGAGGACAAGCAGCCAGCUACUCCCAACAAACCACAUGAAGCGGUCAAACCUGAGGAAAUGCCCAAACCACAUAUGGGUUUUUGGACAAAGCAACAAGUUAAUAUGGCUGUUAAACCAACUGAAAAUAAAUUACCUGAAACAAAGGAAGAAGAUAGAGAUCGUGACAGAGACAGGUAUAAAGACGACCGUGACCGCAAGUAUGAAAGGCAAGAAAAGUAUGAAAGGUACGACAGAUAUGACAGAAAUGACAGGAAUGACAGAAAUGACAGAAAUGAUAGAAACGACAGGAAUGACAGAAGACGAGGAAGAGACAGAGAAUAUUAUGAUGAUCGUAGAAAACGGGAAAGCGGUUCCCCAAGGCGAGACAGAAACUGGCGAGACAGUCCUAAACGAAAUUAUGACAGGUAUGAGAAGGACAGAAGAGAAGAUAACUCCUCAAAUGAUGAAUCUAAAUUUGAGAAAAAGACAAACGAACUUGCAUCAAAAUUCAAAAAAGUUGGUCCACAACCGAAAAAACCAAUGCCAACAGUAACUAAAGGAAAAUUACCGUUCAUUGGGAGACUACCCCUGUUUAAAAAGAAAACUGAGGAAUCUAAGGUCACAGACAAGGACAUAGCUCCGUUGCCUUAUCAGCAAAGCAAGUUUGAAGACACUCCAAGAGUUCCCAGUGAAAUAAUAAAUCCACCUGGCGUGGUCCAUAUUACGAAAUUAGCAACCCCAGUAAAUCUUAACAACGGAAAUCUGAACCAGUUGAAUAAAUUACAACAGAUGAAAAUACUAGUCGCACCACCCCCGCCGACAUUGAAAGAAAGUAAAACUCUGACACCACAAGUUGUUGACAUGGAAAUUGAAAAUCAAUCUGAAGGGGUUAUCAUCGAACAACCAAUUAUUGAACAACAAAAACCAAAUACAAACGUACCAAAACUCCCGCCACCUCCAAAUCAUCCACCACCACCUAUAAAUCGUCCUCCGUUUAUUCCUGCUCCCCAUGUUUCAACCAGACCACCGUUUGUUUCUAAUAGACCACCAUUCCUAUCAACCCAACCACCAUUUGUCACGCAUCCUCCAAUACGCAAACCACCGGUACAAAAUAUUCCUCCCUUCAUUCCAAUGCAACCACCACCUCCGGUACAAAGCAAUUCAUCAUUUGCUCAAAUUCAUGCAAAUCCACCACCUCCUCUGCCAUCUGCAGAUACUUCGAUACAUGAUGUGGCAGACAUACCGGAACCUGCAGAAAAACGUGCUGACCCAUCCAUACCACUACCAGAGGAUUUGCAGGAAGCCUUGAAUAUCAUUUUCCCAAAAGAAGAAAAAGAUGCUAAACAAACUCAACAACAAGAAAGCGUCAUGUAUGCGACAAUGUACAGCAUGUUGGGAUGCAUUGGAUAUGGACCUGAAUACAUGGAUCAUCCACCACCAGAAAUAACUCAAGCCGAACCUGAAGGUGAUACACAGCCUGGACCUGACGACUUGAAAAUGUUAGGAAUUGACGAAGGCGAUACUAUAUUUUAAACCGACAAUUUCAUGUGUGCCAGUGAUAUUUACAGAGACUUCAAAUAAAUGUAUAAAGAUACGUAUUUGGUUUGGCAAAUACGGUAAUUCAGUUCAUUUUUUCCCAGCAGCAUCAACAAUUACUAGAUGAAAAACAAGCUAAAUAUCAAUUUCAAUCUGAAUUGAAAACUUGUGGAUAACAAUGGUGGUUUACUGUAGUUAGAAUUUUAUAAAUUUGAUGUUAUCAUUGCUUCAGUUCUUUUAUAAUUAAUCGAUUUGCGCAAUUUCAUGAACUUUAGGACAAGAAUUUGUGAUGCAUGAGAAGAAAAUCUCAAGUAGUUGUUGGCCAUAUCGACUACAAUGUACGUGUAAUAUCGUCUGAAAUUGGACUGAUCCUCAAGAUUUCUGCUUCUGAAUAAUAGAGAAAAUAAUUCCAAGCCAAUUGCUGGGUAUUUUGGCAAUAAUUUCAGUUAAACACCUGGUACAACCUGCCUGAAGAAUUUGAAAAACUAUAAAACUUCGUUGUAAACUGUAUAAAUUCACACAAUCUUACAAGUUGGUUGUGUAUUACUCUUGAGGUUUUAAAUAUUCACAUAUUGACGUAUGUAAUGAUCAAUAUUCGUUGUCACAAGUUGCAAAUACUGAUCACAAUAUUUAAUAGGAUUACAGUUAGAUUAACGAAUCCCAUGGUAUUCAAAUACGUUUGCGACUACAAUAUUAGUUUAUGAUUUCAUUGUUAAUUUCAUUAUUUUGAACUGUAAAGCACAGUAUGGAAAAUGAAUAAAAAUAGAUGCUCCGAAA